Macadamia integrifolia is the source of this 1695-nucleotide messenger RNA. RefSeq names its product glucan endo-1,3-beta-glucosidase-like. The coding region runs from base 84 to 1436 and encodes 450 amino acids. Gene Ontology annotation, biological process: carbohydrate metabolic process. Lineage: Eukaryota; Viridiplantae; Streptophyta; Magnoliopsida; Proteales; Proteaceae. Gene Ontology annotation, molecular function: hydrolase activity, hydrolyzing O-glycosyl compounds. The transcript is spliced from 3 exons. Gene Ontology annotation, cellular component: plasma membrane. The record is from RefSeq and is a predicted model, not a curated record.
GAAGGGUAACUCUUUGGUUCGCUUCACCAUUACUUACCUUAGACGCUUCCUCUGAUGCUUUGAGUCCCUACUGCAACUAAACCAUGUCCAAGCCUUGUGGGCUUCUCCUUCUCUUCACCUUCUUCCUCUUCGCUUCCCUUCUCGUCCAUGACUCGGCUGCUAUAGGUGUCAACUACGGCGCAAAUGGCAACAACCUUCCAUCUCCCAGCCAAGUCGCGUCUUUUCUGAAGCAGAACACCAUCAUUGAUAGGGUCAAGCUCUUCGAUGCUAACCCCGAUUUCCUCCGUGCUUUCGCUAACACCGGAAUUGCUGUCACAGUCACCGUCGGCAACGGCGACAUUCCUUCUCUUACUAAUCUUGCCACCGCCCGUUCCUGGGUCGCCUCCAACAUUUCCCCUUUUCACCCACAAACCCUUAUCAACCGCAUCGCCGUUGGAAACGAAAUCAUGGCCACCGGUGAUAAAUCCCUCAUUGCCAAGCUCCUUCCGGCCAUGAAAACCCUCCAUAAGGCUCUUACACUCGCCGGGUUCAACGACAUUCAAGUCUCCACUCCUCAUUCUCUUGGUAUCCUCUCCGCCUCUGAACCACCAAGCACCGGCAGAUUCCGACGUGGGUACGACAGAGUCAUCUUCGCUCCUAUGCUUCAGUACCACAGAGAUACCAAAUCUCCAUUCAUGGUUAACCCUUACCCCUACUUCGGCUACUCUGCUAAUACUCUAAACUAUGCCCUCUUCAAGACCAAUCGAGGGAUCUACGACAAUGCCACGAAGAUCACGUACACCAAUAUGUUCGAGGCGCAGCUCGACGCCGUCUACUCGGCGAUGAACAGGUUGGGCUACGGCGAUGUGGAUAUUGUGGUGGCCGAGACAGGGUGGCCGUCGGCCGGAGAUCCGAACCAGCUAGGCGUCAACGUCGACAGCGCCAUGUCUUACAAUGGCGGUGUAAUCAAGCACGUCACCUCUGGUAGCGGCACUCCAUUGAUGCCUAAAAGGAAGUUCGAGACUUACAUCUUUUCUUUGUUCAACGAGAAUCUCAAACCAGGUCCGACCGCAGAACGGAACUUCGGCCUCUUUCAGGCGGACUUCACACCAGUUUACAACGUCGGGAUUUUGCGCAAUGGGCAGAAGGGGAAUGGAAGUGCAUCAUCAGCACCACCAGCAGCAUCAGGAAAGAAGUGGUGCGUUCCAAAGGCAGGCGCGAGCGAUUCAGCUCUGCAGGCGAACAUCAACUACGUUUGCAGCUUAGGAGUGGAUUGCAAGCCCAUUCAGGCAGGGGGAAGCUGCUUCGAUCCCAACACAGUGAGGUCUCACGCUUCCUACGCCAUGAACGCUUUCUACCAGGCAAACGGUCUCCACGACUUCGACUGCGACUUCGCCCAAACCGGCUUCAUCACCACCGCCGAUCCCAGUUAUGGUAUCUGUCAAUUUGUCUCUUAGAGCUACCCAAAAGGAAAAAGUUUCUUAGAGAGAGAGAGAGAGAGAGAGAGAGAGAGAGAGAGAUGAAAGUGUUGAGUGUGUUGAAAUGACUGAAUUUUUUCUAGUAGGUGGUGACUGGGGAGUUAGGCCUGCAAUCUUGACAUAGGUUCCUAACUAUUUUGUUUCAUCCUCCCCAUAUUUAAUUAUAUUAUAUUUAAAAUGUACAACCUGUAAUGAGGACUUAAUUUCUGUUGAGCCAACUCUGAUCAAGUUUUUGUCA